This is a messenger RNA of Caenorhabditis angaria, 507 nucleotides long. NCBI's taxonomy places the organism in Eukaryota, Metazoa, Nematoda, Chromadorea, Rhabditida, Rhabditidae. The record is from the annotation of a GenBank genome assembly.
AUGCCUGGUCAUCGCGAAAACACAAAAGACCACAGUAUCAGAAGAGUGAAUGAUUCAACCCAUCGAAUGAAAUAUCAAUCACAACAUUGUGAUAGAGUGGGAUGUAAGUUUUUCUUUAAAACUAAUCUUUUUUCUUCCUUGUAAAAAACAGAAACAUUUUCAGAUAAAUCAAAUUACCGAAACCAAAAUCAAUAUCAAUCACAUCACCGAUACGAUCGGAAUAGGGAAUAUUCUUCAAGUUCACAUUCUUCUUAUCAAAAACGCUUAGAAGAUUAUAAUCGAUUCAGUUCAAGAGCAUCUUCAUCGAUGAAUUCGUCUUAUUCAUCUUAUUCAUCUUGCUCUUCAUCCCCAAAUUCAUCAUUUUCAUCAACAUCUUCAGAAAGCUCAUUUUGCAUUGAAAGAAAAACAAGAAACCGAAACAUUUCAGCAAUUAAAGAAUGUGUUGUAUUUGAUACAAAUGCUCUUAUCGAUUAUCCAGCAAUAAUUGCUCAUACUACGAAAAAAUAA